AUGCCUGGUCCUCUAUCCCUCUUCUCCGUCAAUGCGGUCCUCGUCAUGUCCGCUGACGAUGGCUCCCGAAUCUUGGCAAAGUACUACUCAGCACCACACCCCCCCGCCGGCGCUGCACCGAACUCGACUGACUACCCCGGUGCCAAUCCCUACCCCACCGUCAAGGAGCAGCGCGCUUUCGAGAAGGGUCUACUCGAGAAGACCAACAAAUCCGCAAGCGAUGUGAUCCUGUACGACAACCGCAUUGUGGUCUUCAAGAUGGAGAGCGACGUCAUGCUCUACGUUGUUGGAAGCGCCGAUGAGAACGAGGUCCUGCUGUACAAUGUUGUACUGUCACUGCGCGACACUCUGGGAAUCUUGUUCAAGGGUGCAACCGACAAGCGUACUAUUGUUGAGAACUACGACCUCGUUGCCUUGGCCAUUGACGAAAUUAUCGACGACGGAAUUAUCCUCGAGACUGAUCCGGUCAUGAUCUCUUCCCGUGUCAGCCGCGCACCUGCUGCUGAUGCACCCAACAUGAAGAACAUCGAUCUCACGGAACAAGGUCUAAUGAACGCCUGGGAGUUCGGCAAGCGGCGUCUUGCAGAGGGAUUGCGACAGAUGUAA
Molecule: messenger RNA, 606 nt
Organism: Penicillium bovifimosum
Lineage: Eukaryota; Fungi; Ascomycota; Eurotiomycetes; Eurotiales; Aspergillaceae
Product: coatomer subunit zeta
Exons: 2
Coding region: 1-606 (201 amino acids)
Biological process (GO): retrograde vesicle-mediated transport, Golgi to endoplasmic reticulum; intra-Golgi vesicle-mediated transport; intracellular protein transport
Cellular component (GO): COPI vesicle coat
Source: RefSeq, a predicted model, not a curated record